Messenger RNA from Tupaia belangeri chinensis (Chinese tree shrew), 3597 nucleotides. RefSeq names its product DEAH-box helicase 15 (gene DHX15). Gene Ontology annotation, molecular function: RNA binding; ATP binding; RNA helicase activity. The transcript is spliced from 14 exons. The record is from RefSeq and is a predicted model, not a curated record. Lineage: Eukaryota; Metazoa; Chordata; Mammalia; Scandentia; Tupaiidae. Gene Ontology annotation, cellular component: intracellular anatomical structure; spliceosomal complex. Bases 124 to 2511 code for a protein of 795 amino acids.
UGUUGUGGCGGGAGGGGUGGGGGUCCUGCAGAGUUAAGGACUGUCCUCUCCGGUGCCGAUCGCGCGGCCCGCUUCAUUUCCUUCCUUCCUUCCUUCGUAGCUGCCGGCUCCAAGAGUGCGAAGAUGUCCAAGCGGCACCGGUUGGACCUGGGGGAGGAUUACCCCUCCGGCAAGAAGCGUGCGGGGACCGAUGGGAAGGAUCGAGAUCGUGACCGGGAUCGUGAAGAUCGGUCUAAAGAUCGAGACCGAGAACGUGAUAGAGGAGAUAGAGAGCGAGAGAGGGAGAAAGAAAAGGAGAAGGAAUUGCGAGCUUCAACUAAUGCCAUGCUCAUCAGUGCUGGAUUACCACCUUUAAAGGCUUCGCAUUCAGCCCACUCUACCCACUCAGCACACUCAGCACAUUCAGCACACUCUGCUCAUUCAGCACACACUGGGCAUGCAGGACACACGUCACUGCCACAGUGCAUCAACCCAUUCACCAACUUACCCCAUACUCCUCGAUACUAUGAUAUUCUAAAGAAGCGACUUCAGCUCCCUGUUUGGGAAUAUAAGGAUAGAUUUACAGAUAUUCUGGUUAGGCAUCAGUCCUUUGUCCUGGUCGGUGAGACUGGAUCUGGUAAAACAACACAGAUUCCACAGUGGUGUGUGGAGUAUAUGAGAUCAUUACCAGGACCAAAAAGAGGAGUCGCCUGUACCCAGCCCAGGAGAGUGGCUGCAAUGAGUGUGGCACAGAGAGUUGCUGACGAGAUGGAUGUGAUGUUGGGCCAGGAAGUCGGUUACUCCAUUCGAUUUGAAGACUGCAGUAGUGCAAAAACCAUUCUUAAGUAUAUGACUGAUGGGAUGUUACUCCGCGAAGCUAUGAAUGACCCCCUCCUGGAGCGGUAUGGUGUAAUAAUCCUUGAUGAGGCUCAUGAAAGGACACUGGCUACAGACAUCCUCAUGGGCGUUCUGAAGGAGGUUGUAAGACAGAGAUCAGAUUUAAAGGUUAUAGUUAUGAGCGCUACCCUAGAUGCAGGAAAAUUCCAGAUUUACUUUGACAACUGUCCUCUUUUAACUAUUCCUGGGCGUACACAUCCUGUCGAGAUCUUUUAUACACCAGAGCCAGAGAGAGAUUAUCUUGAAGCAGCAAUUCGAACAGUGAUCCAAAUUCAUAUGUGUGAAGAGGAGGAGGGAGACCUUCUGCUAUUCUUAACUGGUCAAGAGGAAAUUGAUGAAGCCUGUAAGAGAAUAAAGCGUGAAGUUGAUGAUUUGGGCCCCGAAGUCGGUGACAUUAAAAUCAUUCCAUUAUACUCCACUCUUCCACCUCAGCAGCAGCAGCGUAUUUUUGAGCCUCCGCCUCCAAAAAAACAGAAUGGUGCAAUUGGAAGAAAGGUAGUUGUGUCCACUAACAUUGCAGAGACAUCUUUAACAAUAGACGGUGUGGUGUUUGUGAUUGAUCCUGGAUUUGCAAAACAAAAGGUAUACAAUCCACGAAUCAGAGUUGAGUCCCUCUUGGUGACAGCCAUUAGUAAAGCUUCAGCUCAACAAAGGGCUGGUCGAGCUGGACGUACCAGACCAGGGAAGUGCUUCAGACUUUACACAGAGAAAGCUUAUAAAACGGAAAUGCAGGAUAACACCUAUCCUGAAAUUUUGCGUUCUAAUUUAGGAUCAGUUGUAUUACAGUUGAAGAAACUGGGUAUUGAUGAUUUGGUCCAUUUUGAUUUUAUGGAUCCGCCAGCUCCUGAAACUCUGAUGAGAGCCCUAGAACUUUUGAAUUACCUGGCUGCUUUAAACGAUGAUGGAGAUCUGACUGAAUUGGGGUCCAUGAUGGCAGAGUUUCCUCUAGACCCACAGCUCGCUAAAAUGGUUAUUGCAAGUUGUGACUACAACUGUUCUAAUGAGGUCCUAUCUAUUACUGCUAUGUUGUCAGUCCCACAGUGUUUUGUUCGCCCCACGGAGGCCAAGAAAGCCGCAGAUGAGGCCAAGAUGAGAUUUGCCCACAUUGAUGGAGAUCAUCUGACUCUGCUGAACGUCUACCAUGCUUUUAAACAAAAUCACGAGUCAGUUCAGUGGUGUUACGACAACUUCAUUAACUACCGGUCCCUGAUGUCCGCGGACAAUGUGCGCCAACAGCUCUCCCGGAUUAUGGACAGAUUUAAUUUGCCUCGCCGGAGUACUGAUUUUACAAGCAGGGACUAUUAUAUUAAUAUAAGAAAAGCUUUGGUUACUGGGUAUUUCAUGCAGGUGGCACACUUAGAGCGAACGGGACACUAUCUCACUGUGAAAGAUAACCAGGUGGUUCAGUUGCACCCCUCCACUGUUCUUGACCACAAGCCUGAAUGGGUGCUGUAUAACGAGUUUGUCCUAACGACAAAGAAUUACAUCCGGACGUGUACAGACAUCAAGCCAGAAUGGUUGGUGAAAAUUGCCCCUCAAUAUUAUGACAUGAGCAAUUUCCCCCAGUGUGAAGCAAAGAGACAGUUGGACCGCAUCAUUGCCAAACUUCAAUCCAAGGAAUAUUCACAGUACUGAAUGCUUAGAACUGAAGUUAUUCAGAGGACAGCUUUAAAAGAUGAAUGAACUCAAAAGUUCAAGUUGUGCUCUUCACGUUGGUUCAAUAAUGGCCUUUAUUUGAAAGCUUUUUAAUUUUUCUUUACAGUAAAUAUUCCAUUCUGAUUUCAUAAAUUAAACAUUUAUGCCUCCCUUUUGUGUUGACACUGUAGCUCAUACUGGAAAAGUCGAUCAAUGUUUUGCAGUUUAUUGAAAGUAGUUCUAUAUAUAACAAUGUUAUAAGCAUUUCUUUAGAAAUGGUUGAAAAUGCUUCUAAAAUGUGAUUAUCGACCAUGGUAUGCAUGAUCGUUGUAAUUGUUGACAUUCCUUUUAGAAGUUGUGAAAUGUUACAACUUGUGCUUAUGUAGACACAAUCUUCUGUCUCAGUACAGAGGCACUGACUUCAAUAAAGUCUAUUUAUACUAAUUUUGGCCAAAGCCCUUUGGUAUCUUUGUUCUAGUCUCUAAAUAUAGCCUUUUCUUCUUCCCAAGUUGUGGGGCUUUUUCCCUUUUUAUUAAAACUGUACUAGUAUUGCAUAGUAUCUUUCUACAAGGAGUAUUCCUUAGGUGAAGUAGUCACUAGAGCAAUAUUUUUAAGAGCAUAGCUUAGCAUUUUGCUAGGUAAAUCAUGAUGUGAUCUAAUGGGAUAAAGUGUGUAAUGUUCCUUUGAAAUUGGAUCUCCUAAGACAGAAUAAUGGAACGUUUUUUUCCCCUCUUUUAAGUUCAUUUCAUAAAGCUGAUAAUUUAAUUUAUUAUAUUGUUACCACAUUUUUGUCAAAUCUUUUUAUUAUACUUAGGUGUAAACAUUUUAAGCCUCUGAAACAUGUUUUAUUUGUAUUCAGAUAUUGUAUUGUGGAUCUCAAUCAAUUUUGCUAAAUUCUCAGUGUUGGAAAUUUUUAUGCAAUAUACAAAGUAACUCAUAUAAAGUGUUAAAAGGUUAAAAUGUGAAUUUGACCUUCCAUUUUCUAUAACAGGCGGUAGACAGGUCAGAAGCCCUAUUGGAACCAAAAUGAGGUAUUUGAUGUGGCCCAUCAGAGAUUCUGUAAUAAAUCUGUUCUCUCAGACUAAA